AUGGCUAGCACUACGCUAGCAAUGCGCUCUAUGGCGUCUCCGUCCAUGCUGUCCUCGGUGUCGCGCCGAUCUAUCUCGACAUCGCAGGCUCUGCGCGCGAAGCCCCUUCGCUCCAGUCUAUCUGUUUCACGCGUCGCUCGUCGUGGUUACGCCGAUGCUGCCCCUACUCCCUCCCCUGCUCCUAAGCCCAAGAAGCGAUUCCGUGCUCUCCGCUGGGCCUGGCGGUUGACCUGGCUCAGCGGUCUCGGUUUGACCGGUGCGCUGGCCUACAGCAUCUAUGAGCUGCGCCACCCUGUGGAGCAGACCGAACCCGACCCAACGAAGAAGACUCUCGUUAUCCUUGGUACCGGCUGGGGUUCUGUCUCCCUGCUGAAGAAGCUCGACACUGAGAACUACAAUGUGGUUGUUAUCUCUCCCCGUAAUUACUUCCUGUUCACUCCCCUCCUCCCGUCAUGCACUACCGGUUUGAUCGAGCACCGCUCGAUCAUGGAGCCCAUCCGCAACGUCCUCCGCCAGAAGAAGGCCAGCGUCAAGUUCUACGAAGCUGAGGCCACCAAGAUCGACUACGAGAAGCGUGUUGUGUAUAUUAGCGAUGACUCUGAGAUCAAGGGUGAUAUUUCCCAGACUGAGGUUCCCUUUGACAUGCUCGUGAUCGGUGUUGGUGCCGAGAACGCGACCUUUGGUAUUCCCGGUGUUAAGGACCACUCUUGCUUCCUAAAGGAGGUUAACGACGCCCAGAAAAUCCGUAAGCGCAUUAUGGACUGUGUCGAGACCGCUAUGUUCAAGGACCAGAGCGACGACGAGGUGAAGCGCCUGCUGCACAUGGUUGUCGUUGGUGGUGGCCCCACUGGUGUCGAAUUCGCCGGUGAGCUGCAGGAUUUCUUCAACGAUGACCUGAAGAAGUGGAUUCCUGAGAUCCAGGACAACUUCCAUGUGACUCUUGUUGAGGCUCUGCCUAACGUUCUGCCCAUGUUCUCCAAGCAACUCAUUGACUACACUGAAUCGACCUUCAAGGAGGAGUUGAUCACCAUCCGUACCAAGACUAUGGUUAAGAACGUGACCGACAAGACCAUUGAGGCCGAGGUGACCAACCCCGACGGAACCAAGUCCCUGGAAACCAUCCCCUACGGCCUUCUCGUCUGGGCCACCGGUAAUGCUGUUCGCCCUGUUAUUCGUGACCUUAUGGGUCAGAUCCCCGCUCAAAAGGACUCCCGCCGCGGUCUUGCCGUGAACGAGUACCUGGUUGUCAACGGUGCCGAGAACGUUUGGGCUGUCGGUGACUGUGCCAUUACCAACUAUGCCCCUACUGCCCAGGUCGCUGGUCAGGAGGGUGCUUUCCUGGCUCGUCUCUUCAACACCAUGGCCAAGACCGAUGAGAUUGAGAAGGAGCUUACCAGGCUCUCCAACCAGCAGUCUCUGGUCAAGACCGACGAGGAGCGCAACCAGAUCUUUGAUGAGAUCCGUGAGCGCCAGAAGCAGCUACGCCGCACUAAGCAGAUUGGACCCUUCCAAUACUCCCACCAGGGUAGCUUGGCUUACAUUGGCAAGGAGCGUGCCGUCGCCGAUAUCAGCUGGCUGAGCGGCAACAUUGCUAGCGGUGGUACCCUGACCUACCUUUUCUGGCGCAGUGCCUACCUGAGCAUGUGCUUCAGCUCCCGCAACCGUGUCCUCGUCGCCAUGGAUUGGGUCAAGGCCCGCGUCUUCGGCCGUGACGUCUCCCGGGAGUAA
Messenger RNA from Penicillium odoratum, 1728 nucleotides. RefSeq lists its product as uncharacterized. Gene Ontology annotation, molecular function: NADH dehydrogenase activity. The transcript has 4 exons. Bases 1 to 1728 code for a protein of 575 amino acids. NCBI's taxonomy places the organism in Eukaryota, Fungi, Ascomycota, Eurotiomycetes, Eurotiales, Aspergillaceae. The record is from RefSeq and is a predicted model, not a curated record.